AAGUGUCACUAUGUUGAGUCGGGUAGGCAAUCCGUUACGGCAAGUGUCACAGUUGUUUGUGCGUGCCGCCAGCACACAGAGUUCAUCCUCAUCAGCAAAGACACAGAAAGUAUUUGAUAAGGAGGAUAGGUAUGGUGCGCACAUCUACCAUCCUUUGCCUGUUGCAUUGUGUAGGGGAAAAGGUGUACAUGUUUGGGAUGUCGAUGGCAACCGAUAUUUUGACUUUCUGAGUGCAUACGGUGCAGUAAAUCAAGGUCACUGUCAUCCACGGAUUGCACAGACGCUAAAAGAACAGGCUGAUGUCUUGACCCUUACCUCACGAGCAUUCUACAACAGUGAUCUGGGAGAGUACGAAGAAUUUAUGCACAAGCUGUUUGGUUAUGAUAAACUACUGCCAAUGAACACUGGUGUUGAGGCUGCAGAGACUGCAUGCAAGCUUGCCAGGAAGUGGGCGUACAAAGUCAAGGGCGUAGAGAACAACAAGGCAAAGAUCCUGUUCGCCGAGGCGAACUUCUGGGGAAGAACCCUGGCGGCCAUCUCGGCGUCGACCGAUCCCGAGAGAGAGCGCACACACACCGUCGAGGGAGAGCAUGCACCUACGAGCAGGAAAACGCCCGAGAAGGUCGCCACCAAAGAUCCAAAUGUGUGUGCCUUCAUGGUGGAGCCCAUACAGGGCGAGGCUGGUGUUCGUUUACCGGAUCCAGGCUACCUGAAGGGCGUGAGGGAAAUAUGUUCCAAGAACAACGUGCUGUUCAUCGCCGACGAAAUUCAGACUGGUCUCGGCAGGACCGGAAAGCUCCUGUGUGUGAACCAUGAUGAUGUUAGGCCGGAUAUAGUUCUACUCGGCAAGGCUUUAUCUGGCGGAUUCUAUCCGGUAUCUGCUGUGCUGGCGGAUAAUGAGGUCAUGCUUACCAUUCUACCCGGUGAACACGGCUCGACGUACGGUGGCAACACACUCGCCUGUAAAGUAGCUACAACGGCACUUCAGGUUCUGCUUGAAGAGAAGCUGUGUGAAAACUCUGCAAGGCUAGGAGAGAUCUUGCUUACAGAACUAAAAAAAUUGCCAAAAGAGAUCGUGAGGAAUGUCAGAGGCAAGGGCCUGUUCUGUGCCAUCAUCAUAGAACCAAAAUACGAUGCGUGGGAGGUGUGCGUGCGUUUGCGUGACAACGGCCUUAUCGCAAAGCCAACCCAUGGUGACAAGAUCCGACUGUCACCACCUUUGGUCAUCAAUGAGGAACAACUGCAUGAAUGUGUUGACAUUGUGAAAAAGACACUCCUGUCAUUUGCAUAAAAUCAACGCCGACGCCUACAAUAGCAAUUCUUCAUGGAAACCUUGCCUUUGCAUAACUACGGAAUCUCUCUUAUCACAUGCUGGUGGUUGUUUUGAAACAACAUCUGAGGUUAAUGUUACAAUCAUUGAUAGCUACAAAAUUAUGAAGGCGUUGUUGCUUUUUCGGUACGGCAAUUCUAACCAGUGUGAUUCAAUGGGCUUAUACUAGAGGGGCAAAUGCAUGAUUAUUAUGUAUAUCGGGCUCUAUUGAGUGGUAGACGUGGAUAGGUGUGUUAUAGCUGCAUUGGGUGACAUCUUGCAUGAGAGAGCAACUAAGUUAUUAUUGCUCUCUCAACUGGAACUUCGCUGUACAGGUAUGUACAGGCUGUAUGGUGACAGCUUCUAGCAGUGUAAGAAUCACUUCUGCUUGAAGGCUUUGGACAUUGAAAGUUUAUUAAGGUGAGCCUAAGAUAUAAAUAAUAAUAAUUUUAAUAAUGAUAGUGUUGGAUGGCUUGUUGUUUUGGUGGCUAUCGGAGUAUAUCGUUCUCGGGCAAUAUAUUGUGGUAUCCCCUUAAAUUGACUACGUCACGAAUUUUCUAUGGUGAUAUUUGUAAAGAUUUUGUUGCCAUUUUUUACAUUAAAAGCAAUUAGUAAUGGGACUAAACGUAUCGUCAAAUUGUUACCCGAUAAGAUUGUUUCUCAACUAGUUAAAAUCCAAAAAACCUGGAUGAUUUGAUAAAUAUAAUCCUGAACAUCCUGACUUUAAUUGCUUGCUAUGGGCUAUGUAUGAGUCACGAGCGUAUGUUUACAUUAAACAAUAUAGUAAAAUAGGAAGUUAAUGCAGCAAUUUAACCAUAAAAAGUAAACAGAAUUACUUACAUUUUGUGAAAAAGUGGAAAUAUUUUCUUUACUUUUACUAUUUACGGUGACGUAAUCACUUUAAAGGGCAUCCAAAAUGAUAUAAAUAUAUACGAGCCGACUUGUUAUUAUUUUUGCAUAGGGGCAUUGCGGCCUGCAACAUUGUUUUCCACUUUACUUUGCGAUUAUAUGGGUGUGUUCAUUGAAAACACUAAUAAAAUAUGAAGGUGGUAACCACGAUUAA
Molecule: messenger RNA, 2372 nt
Organism: Priapulus caudatus
Lineage: Eukaryota; Metazoa; Priapulida; Priapulimorpha; Priapulimorphida; Priapulidae
Product: probable ornithine aminotransferase, mitochondrial
Cellular component (GO): cytoplasm
Molecular function (GO): pyridoxal phosphate binding; identical protein binding; L-ornithine transaminase activity
Source: RefSeq, a predicted model, not a curated record